Messenger RNA from Bicyclus anynana (squinting bush brown), 2379 nucleotides. Its product is annotated as protein FAM166B-like. The record is from RefSeq and is a predicted model, not a curated record. The coding region runs from base 137 to 892 and encodes 251 amino acids. Lineage: Eukaryota; Metazoa; Arthropoda; Insecta; Lepidoptera; Nymphalidae. The transcript is spliced from 6 exons.
CGUAGAACGUUACAUUAGUAACGAACACAAUCUCUCAGCGGGCUAACGUGACCGCUAUGUUUACUAACACCAACUUAUGUUUACGAUAGUAUAAAAAUAAACAAAGUUAUAUAACCAUAAACAUUGUUUAUAGAAAAUGUGGGUGGAUGUCAGUGGUAGGGAGAGGCAGAAUUAUUUGUCGGCUGCAAACGGAUCAUUUAUUCCCGGGUACACAGGCCAUUGCCCGCUACUGAAGUUUCGCUACGGGAAAUGCUACGGCGACAACACGCGGCACAUUCUCAAAGAAAUACGCUCUAAAGGACUGUUCAACAAACCACUGAAGUAUAGGCCAGGAGACAACUACGAGAUCGAUAACAUGCCGCGACGCAGCGGGCCCAUGCGCGACGUGUACGACGGCACGCGACACAGACAGCCCGCCUACAUGACCGGCUACACGGGAUACGUGCCCGGCAUGCAUUUCACAUAUGGAAAAUCCUACGGACGUGCAGCCGACGAUUGCAUGGCAGACUUCAGCGCAAGCCAAAGAGAGUUGCAACGCAAGACAAAUCUCAACAGGAGCUUUGUGAGAUCGCGGAGCGCUCCCAAGAUGGAGACCGUUCAUUCCCGAGAUGAGAUCAGAAGAGAUUUGAAUAGAUUUAUAGAGAUCAAUAAAUACAAAGAGAACACAAUAUCACCGGAAUUUCCACCAAUAGCGGGAUACACGGGCCACAUCCCGAGAAUAAAAGGCUCCGAGGCCUCCCUCAGCCAGCGCUACCACUGCGCGGCCAAACGCGGCCUUGAGCUCAUCAAGAUGGAGAGGGACAAACGUAAGGAACUCCAGAACGCUGACAUCAACAUCAGAGCCAUCUUGAAGGACCACGACAGGAAGUCUUCGUAUUGGAACUGGGGAUAGCACACGGGCAGAAGGAUGUUCUUCACCAAAUGUCGUUGAACAUUCUUCGCUAGGCUCCAAGAACAGUAUUAGACAAAUGAGUAUUAUCUUGCUAAUAUAAAUGCGAUGGUUCAGAUUGAUGGUUGUUUGUUAUGACGCCAAAAUGGAUGGAAGGUUUUGGAUGAAAUUUGGCUAACAUAUAGAUUAUAGUCAGGAGUAAAAUAUAGGCUUCUUUUUAUCCCGUUAUUGCGGGAAGCAAAGUAUAAUUAUUUAUCAGAAAUGGGAUUUACGAUAGUGAAAUCAUAGAGGUACCUUUACUUUCGAUAGUGUGAAUUUUGUAUUGUUGUUGGUAUUUUUAGUGCAAAUAAUGCUCCAAAAGUUGAGAAUGUACAGAAAUUACUAAUAAUAUAACCUAUCUACGUAAUAUAAAUGCGAUGGUUUGUAAUAAUGGAUGUUUGUUACUCCACUGAAGCUAAAUAAAUUACAGAAAACGAUUUUGAAUGAUGGAUAGAUAACAAGUUAAAAGUUGUUACUAACCAGCUUUUUUUCUGUUGAUUAAUUAAUAAUUAUACAAUUUAACAGCCUCAAUGUCCUACAAAUUGCGUGGUAAGUUAUCUCGUUCCGACGCUUAAAAAAUAAUUUCCUGGUAACUCAGUUAGCUACCAGAAUCAAGAAUUUUCGUAAAUAAAAAAGUUGAAAAUUAACUUGAUAGUAAUCAGUAAUUGUACAAAAUGUUCUACGGAUCCCUGACAUAAAUAGAAUCAAUAAAAUUAUGUCUUCGAUGACGUUCCAAUUUCACGCAUUCAAAGAGUAUUAUUCAGAUACUUCAAAUUUGAUAUGCAUACAAAUUUACUUUAUAUAUACCUAACUGUUAUAGUCAUAAUAUUUGCUGAAUGUAAAUAAACUUUUUAUGAACUACCUAACUUCUUGCUAUUUUUUAAAUUGUAAAAGUAAAUUCAAAUCGUAUCACUACUUUAUGGGAAAAUCGCUAGAUACGGACGUAUAUCUACAGAUGGGCUGAAUACGUAACCUCCUAUUUUGAUACCUUAGAACAUACCCUACUUUUUAUCCCGAUAUUUACAACUCUGACAAUAUCUGUGCAAUCGGAUCUAUGCAGGUGAAACCGCGAGGCAUAGCUAGAAUCUUAUAACAAUAACAAAAAGAAAGCCAUCUAAUAAAAAUAGUGUUAUUGAAAUCGUUAAAGGCAGUCAAACUUAGUAAAAUAUUUUACAUUUUUUUUCUUAUUGAGAAAGAAUACAAUAAGGAACUUAAGCUAACUUAUCCUAAUAACCAUAAAAAUCAUCCCCACGUGGAAUAUUUUACUUAUAUAAUUUAAAUAAAUAUUACCGUUAUUAUACCUAAUAAGGUAACAAUAACAAUGAAUUACCGUUAUUGUAAGAUAGUACUUAUAAUAAUAAUAAUAAUAAUAAUUUAUUUACUUCAGGUUAUACACCCAUUUAAAAUAUACAUAAAUAAGUACAGAUAAUAAUUAAAUAUAACUGCUCACU